CCCUGACGUCGGUAGUUAUAUAAGAGGGAGUUGUUGUCUUGUUUUGCAGCCCGAAAAUCAGAACAAAGAUGAUGUGGAAGCUCGUUUUUCCUGCCCUUGCGGCGGUCUUCACCCUCGGCUCAGCUGCACUGAUCGGGGGACCGAGAGACAUCGAUGUAAAUGACUCCGGUGUGCAAAAUGCUCUCAACUUCGCCGUCGUCCAACACAACAGAGGCACCAACGAUAUGUUUGUUAGCCAAGUGGCAGAGGUGAUCAAGGCUCAGAGUCAGGUGGUUGCUGGCAUUAAGUAUAUCAUAACUGUGAGAAUGGGAAGGACCGACUGCAGAAAGGACAGUGGGAAUCAACAGUGCACCAUCCACCAAGGGAAUGAGAAGGCUCGGUUGUACCAGUGCACCUUCACAGUGUGGAGCCGCCCAUGGCUUCGUGAUGGCAUCCAAUUGCUGGAUGAGAAAUGUCAGUGAUUGCUUUGUUUGCUGUUUGGAUUAACUGCAAAAGAAUGAAAGUUGCCACGUCCUGCUAUGCUGAAUGAAAUAGUUCAAACUACGCUGUGCAGUUCAUCAAUGUAGAGAAAACUGUACAUUAAUUUUUCACAGGAAGUAUUAGCACAAACUUCUUUUUUAAUACUUAAUCAUUGAACCUUGCAACUAACAAAUAACUCUGUACUGCAUUUGAACUACAUGCUGCUGUAAAAGUGAAAUUAAAUGACUUAAGCAGUG
This is a messenger RNA of Scomber japonicus (chub mackerel), 716 nucleotides long. RefSeq names its product cystatin C (amyloid angiopathy and cerebral hemorrhage) (gene cst3). The record is from RefSeq and is a predicted model, not a curated record. Gene Ontology annotation, molecular function: cysteine-type endopeptidase inhibitor activity. The transcript is spliced from 3 exons. The coding region runs from base 69 to 461 and encodes 130 amino acids. NCBI's taxonomy places the organism in Eukaryota, Metazoa, Chordata, Actinopteri, Scombriformes, Scombridae.